AUGUCCCAGUCCCUUACAUCAGACUCUCAAGUUCAAGAUACAGCCCACCCAGGUGUACACGAAAGCGGACAUGAACUUUUAGCUACGGAAUUACUACCUCGAACCAACGCUACAUUGACAAUCCGAGUGAUCAAGUCAUUCGAAUUUCGUACGCAGAAGAGUUUGGUAUUGAAGGGUCUGAAUUUGGAGUUGGAGACUGUGGGAAAUCUGAAGACUAGAUGUGAAAAUGCCAUCGCUACAACAUCGGGCUUCAAACCAUAUCGGAAUGUUAAAUUCGACACACUCAAACUGUACACCCAAGCACAUGGGCACAAAAAGACUACGAACCUUAUUAUAAAUCUAGAUCAUGAUGAUUGGAUCCUGGAUGAUCCCGAAGCGACAUUGGCAUCCAUAGGAGCAGAGAACGAGACGGAAUUAUCUUUCUUCAAUCGAGAAGCGUAUGAAAAGUUCAAAUUACAUCCAGAGGUGAAUGAGAUAUCUAAUGGCAGGCAUGGCACCAAUGGCUAA
Molecule: messenger RNA, 507 nt
Organism: Tremella mesenterica DSM 1558
Lineage: Eukaryota; Fungi; Basidiomycota; Tremellomycetes; Tremellales; Tremellaceae
Exons: 4
Coding region: 1-507 (168 amino acids)
Source: RefSeq, a predicted model, not a curated record